This is a messenger RNA of Cadophora gregata, 7586 nucleotides long. RefSeq lists its product as uncharacterized. Gene Ontology annotation, biological process: amino acid biosynthetic process; sulfate assimilation. The record is from RefSeq and is a predicted model, not a curated record. Gene Ontology annotation, cellular component: sulfite reductase complex (NADPH). The transcript has 4 exons. Lineage: Eukaryota; Fungi; Ascomycota; Leotiomycetes; Helotiales; Ploettnerulaceae. Gene Ontology annotation, molecular function: heme binding; sulfite reductase (NADPH) activity; sulfite reductase (ferredoxin) activity. Bases 400 to 5013 code for a protein of 1537 amino acids.
GCGUGCUCGAGUAGUUGAGAUCGGCUAUCAAAAGGUGGUGGUCCAGAAUGAAACCUAACCCUAUGUGUCGCGUCACCCCAGACCAACCCCCCUUUUCCCCUACAGACACCCUCUGCCUUAGACCACUCACCGUCGCUGUAUUAUCUGUCGUGAGGUCUUUGGCUGGCUUGGAGCUGUUGCACCCCUGCACUUCUCCGAGUUUCGCCCCCAGAACCUUAGGCUAGGGCCGAGAGGGUGUAAUAGAGGUGAAAGAAAUUGUCCUUCAUAUUCCGCAAGCCUGCCUCUUUUUCUCCUUCUACCUCUACCUCUACCUCUCCUCUGCUUUCAACCUCAAUUUCUCCUCGUUCUCCCACCUACCUCCACCCCCAAUCCUAGUGGAGGGUUUCUCAAGCCAAAGACAUGGCUGCUCCAACGUACAAGAUUCGGACUGCCGAAGAAGCUGUGGCACGAAUUGCAUACCUAUCCAGUGAUGUGAUCGUCUCUGUACAACCGGCACAGUCAAUCGAAUCCGAGUUCUCAUCACAUCUGCACAGAUACGCUGGCCGCAAAGACCCCAAUCUGGUUGCGACGACUGACGGCUCAGUUCCCGAGAUCCAAGUAGUCAGACACAAUGCCGACCCUCUUCUCUCAGUAUUUACUCCUAUCCGAAAUGGCAAGCUGGUCACUGUGACCACAAGCUCGUCCAUCCUCGUCUCAUCGGUGCCCCACCUCUACAGACUCGCAAACCUUCCAAUAGUCAUCCACGUCUCAUUGCAACCUGCGCAUUAUCCCGAUUACUCUGCGAUCACCUCUAUUCGCAAUUCUGGCUUCACAUUCCUCCAAUCCGAGACUCUGCAGGAGGCGCAAGAUAUCGCAUUGACAGCUCAUGCGCUAGCGAUCAAGUCUGGGAAGGGUGUCAUACAUUUCUUUGACGCUGGAUCAUCUGCCCAGGGCGCCCAGAUCCCUUUCGAGAACAUUGACGCUGUGAAGGCUAUUUUGAACAUUGACGCUGUCCGGGCAUACCAAAGCACAAAACUUGGUGGCACAAGCAUAUACGCCGACAAUGGGCGAGUCGCGGCAAUUACAGAGACUUCUGCCAUUCCGAUUUCUGGUGCCAUGGAAGGAGUUGAGGCGACAUCUACUGCGGCGAUCCAGACUCCUGUGGAAGCGGCUUCUAAAGCAUCUUCUGUGGGGUCGUCAAACGCAGGACGCGAAAGCAGCGUAGACAGCAAGACUAGUGCUUCUUCCGCCACCACUGUCGAAGCCUCCACUAUCCGACCAGUUUCCUCGGACGACAUCUACGACUUCGUGACUGGUAUUUGGGCGCAGAUCAAGGAUAGUCUCGGACGCGAAUAUACCCCAUUCCAGUAUUCUGGACCAUCAAAUGCAGAGACGGCACUUUUCAUUUUCGGUUCUGACGUUGUAGUAUUUACGGAAGCCAUUCGUUCUGCCAAAUCGAACGAAGUUUAUGCAAGAGCAGGCAUAAUUACUUCGCGGUUAUACAGACCUUGGUUAGGGUCUAAACUUAUUGAGACAAUCCCAAAGUCAAUCAAGAAAAUCGCAGUCCUGGAGCAAAUCAGAAGAAAGACUACAAAAUGGGGCCCUCUUUUAUUGGAUCUUCUGACAACCCUCAAAUCUGCACCAGGUGGUGGCGUGGAAACUAUUGUGGGCCACCAGUUGGGUUUCAUCGAAGCAAAGACUAUCCAGCAAGCUCUCCGGGGCGUAUUCCAAAACUUGAAGUCCGAGAAGCCAAUUCAGAACCUUGAGGUUGGCAAUUCGGAUGGACCUGUGGAAUCGCAAGAGGCCUACAAGCUAUCCCAACCGACUGUUGAGUCCGCCUACGUAAAAAUUCUGGACCAGAUCUUUGGGCAGAACUUGUAUUUGGCGAAUGCUCUUGAUUCCCAAAAUGCUGGAGUUUCCAAAACUAUUGCAUCAUCUCCUGAAUUUGGAUUUGGGUCUCUGAUAGCCAGAAAGGAGCACCGCCAACGGUUCAUUGACGAGGUUCAGCAGGCUAUUACGUCGAGAGGUUUCAUCACCGAGUCUGUAAAGCCUUUUCUAUCCAAGUGGGCGUCAAUCGUCAAUAACGAUGAGAAGUCAAGCGAGUUGGCAGAAGACAUUAUUGCGCGACUACAAACUGAUGGCUCUCCCCUUGCUCAGAGUCUGCUCUCAAAGAAGGGUCUGUUCCGAAAGGAGUCGCAGUGGCUUGUUGGGUCCGAUGCAUGGGCUUAUGACUUGGGUAAUUCUGGUGUUCACCAUGUCAUUGCAUCUGGAGAGAAUGUUAAUAUGCUCAUCAUCGAUUCUACUCCAUACUCAGAAGGGAGAGCCAAUGAUGCCACUCGACGGAAGAAGGAUAUCGGUCUCUACGCAAUGAACUAUGGUAAUGCAUAUGUUGCCUCUGUUGCUGUGUACAGCUCAUACACCCAAGUCUUACAGGCCAUGAUUGAAGCCGACCAGUUUGACGGCCCAUCAGUUGUUGUGGCCUACUUGCCAUAUUUCAAGGAGAACGACUCUCCGUUGACUGUUCUUCAGGAGACCAAGAAAGCUGUCGAUUUCGGAUACUGGCCACUUUACAGAUGGAACCCAAAGAACGAAGAUCGAGGAGAGCCAAGUUUCUCACUGGAUUCGGAGCGUAUCAAGAACGAGCUCAAAGAAUUCUUGGCACGAGAUAAUCAUCUUACACAAUUGAUGAAGGCUAGCCCAGAGUUCUCUUCAAGCCUGGCACAGGAUUAUGGGAGCGAAGUACGGGAGCUACAGAAGCGUAAGGCUAAGGAUGCUUACAAUCAGCUUCUUGAAGGUCUGUACGGGGCACCUCUGACAAUCCUUUUCGCUUCUGACAAUGGCAACGCCGAGAACCUUUCCAAGCGACUCGGAAACAGAGGAAAGGCUCGUGGUCUCAAGACUCUGGUGAUGGCAAUGGAGGACUAUCCUAUCGAGGAUCUCCCUAAGGAAGAGAACAUUGUUUUUGUGAGUGCUACUGCUGGUCAGGGUGAGUUUCCUCAGAACGGUCGUGCUUUUUGGGAUGCCAUUAAGGACAACACCGAGCUUGACCUCGCAACCGUCAACUACUCCGUUUUCGCUCUCGGUGACAGCCAUUACUGGCCUCGGAAAGAAGAUAAACAUUACUACAAUAAGCCUGGAAAAGAUCUUGACCGUGUCCUUGCCAAUUUUGGUGCUAAGCGGCUUGCGGAGGUUGGAUUGGGCGACGAUCAAGACCCCGAUGGAUUCCAGACUGGGUAUCAAAAUUGGGAGCCACUCAUCUGGCAAGCCCUUGGUGUUGAUAAAGUGGAGGGGUUGCCAGAAGAGGCUCCUCCUAUAACGAACGAAGACAUCAAGAUUGAGUCGAACUUCCUCCGUGGCACUAUCGCGGAAGGUCUCCUUGACACGAGCACCGGAGCCAUAUCAGCUUCCGAUCAGCAACUGACGAAGUUCCACGGCACGUACAUGCAAGACGAUCGCGAUCUUCGUGAUGAGAGAAAAGCCCAGGGCCUUGAGCCUGCCUAUUCUUUCAUGAUACGAUGCCGAUUGGACGGUGGAGUGUCAACCCCAAAGCAAUGGAUACAGAUGGACGACAUCAGCAAUGCCUUUGGAAACGAGACCAUGAAGCUGACAACACGUCAAACCUUUCAAUUUCAUGGUGUUGUCAAAGGCAAGUUGAAGUCGGCCAUGCGAGGUAUCAACAAAGCCUUGAUGACUACCAUUGCUGCCUGUGGUGACGUGAAUCGAAACGUCAUGUGCAGCAGUUUGCCAACAGCUUCGAAAUAUCACAGUGAGGUUUAUGCUUGUGCAGGAAAGAUCUCUGACCACCUCCUUCCCUCUACCACUGCGUACCACGAGAUUUGGCUCAAGGAUGACAACGACAAGAAGACACUGGUUGGAGGCCAUGCUGUCCAGGACUUUGAGCCUCUGUAUGGCCCGACAUAUCUGCCAAGAAAGUUCAAGAUCACCAUAGCAAUCCCCCCGCAUAACGAUACCGAUGUAUACGCGCACGACAUUGGUUUGAUUGCUUGCAAGGGUAGAGAUGGUCAUCUCACUGGCUUCAAUCUUCUUGCUGGUGGCGGGAUGGGUGUUACUCACAACAACAAGAAGACAUAUCCCCGAACAGGUAGCAUGCUCGGCUUUGUACCAAAAGACGAAGUCCACAUUGCAUGUGAGAAGGUCAUGCUUGUCCAGCGUGAUCAUGGUGAUCGAAAGAAUCGCAAGCAUGCCCGUCUAAAGUACACCAUCGACGACAUGGGGGUUGAUGUCUUCCGUGGCAAGGUCGAGGAGCUAUGGGGCAAGAGUUUUGAUAAGCCCAAGCCUUUUAAGUUCCAAAGCAACAUUGACACUUUCGGUUGGCUCAAGGAUGAGACGGGACUGAAUCACUUCACGUUCUUCAUUGAAAACGGACGUAUCGAAGACACUGCCGAGUUCCCUAUGAAGACUGGUCUCCGGGAGAUUGCCAAGGUCCACAAGGGCGAAUUUCGCCUGACCGGAAAUCAGCACUUGAUACUCAGCAACGUUUUGGAUGCCGACGUGCCAAAGAUGAAGGAGUUGAUGGCCAAGUACAAACUUGACAAUAUUCAAUUCUCCGGCCUUCGGCUGUCAUCCUCAGCUUGUGUUGCAUUUCCAACCUGCGGGUUAGCUAUGGCUGAGAGUGAGCGAUACCUCCCUGUACUCAUCACCAAGCUAGAGGGUGUUCUAGAAGAGAAUGGCCUGAAGCAAGACUCGAUUGUCAUGCGUAUGACAGGGUGCCCCAAUGGAUGUGCUCGUCCUUGGCUGGCCGAAGUUGCAUUCGUUGGUAAAGCUUAUGGUGCUUACAACAUGUAUUUGGGUGGUGGCUAUCACGGUCAACGCCUGAACAAGUUGUACAGAAGCAGCAUAAAAGAGGACGAGAUCUUGGAGAUUAUGAAGCCUCUCUUGAAGCGAUACUCUUUGGAGCGAAAGAAAGGCGAGCAUUUUGGUGACUUCGUCAUCAGAAUUGGUAUGAUUAAGGAGACCACCGAAGGAAAGACUUUCCACGACGACGUUGCCGAGGAAGAAUCCGACGAGGAAUAAUGGUGACGCUGUAACAUUCAUUGCAUCUGCAUAAUCUGCAUGGCGUUCGCGGGUUUGUUUGGCUCCUGGGGUGCAUCUAGCUAUCAUGCUAUUCGGUUUUCUUUCUUAUGUUAUGGAAGUUGCGGCUGGUUGGAUGAUGACGAUGAUGAUUAUAAUGGGAAAGUUGUACAAACAAAAGAAUGGCCAUAUCUGAUUUCCACAGAGAAUGACAUCGUACUGCCCUGUACAAGCUGUAGUUGAUUGUCCCCCAAUCUUGAGGCCUGUACAGCUUCUCUAAUUUCCGUAUGGCGCCAACUUUCUUCGAUAGUUUUGUCCCACGGCAUAAAAGUAGUUCAUACGAAGCUGCUUGGGUACUUGUCUCGCCGUGAACACUUAUAAGAAACAUGCAAGGCAAACGUACAACAGUAAUUCCACCCUUGGAAGUAGUACAGAUCAUUUACCUGGACUCCACAAGCGAAGGGAAACACCUAAUAGCAAUCCAUUUUCCGUACAUCAUCCUGUCCCCGUCUCUUUCCACUCUACCUUCCCAAACCCUUCUACCCCAGUGGCUCUUAUGAACAAUGCACGAUCCAGACGGUAUUCUUGAGAAGAAAGAUGACCAGGCUGAAAAAACAUCUUCGUUGGCUGCACAUGUGUGGGGGUAAAUGAAGCAGAUACCCGAUAUUGACCGUACUUGCGACGAAUAACAGGCUGUUUAUGAGGUGUUUUUGCUGGAGAGUGAGGCGGGUAUAGUGUGCCAUGAAGUAGCUGGAGUGGGGGGCAAAGAGGUGGGCGUGGUUGUUGGAAAGGUGCAGGAUAUUUGAGGAGUGCCCCGGGUAAGGUAGAAGCGAAGUACCUCUGCUCAAUUUCUACUCAUCUGAUUUUAUUCUCAAGCGUUGGACACCGAAACAAGUUGGCUUUGAAGUACUUGAUAUGUAUAACAUCCAUCACUGGCUCAUAACAAGUGACAAAACCAACUUAUCAAUGUUCGAGAACUUCUACCAAAAGCACAAUAGUAGAAGUUUCGAAAAUUACUGAGUGAAAUAUUGCUGCUCUUGAACUUCGGGUUUCAGCGACCGUUUGGGUGAACAGGGGCAAUUAAAGUAUCAGUGACUAUGUGCAAGAGGCUCCAAAGAGAGGCGCUGUUACAAAAAGAAGAGACAUGGAAAUAGAAUGCCUCCACUAUUUGGUUCUCUUCAUCUUCGGCAACUAGUCAUAGAAUAGAUGCUUAAAAACAUUUCUUUCAGACUGAAACCCAUGAAGGAGUCCAGAGCCAUCCUUGUACCGUGUAUAGGAAGCCCAGGACAUUAUCUCAUCCAUGAGAGUCUAUGCCACUCGAUGAUAAGUUACCUCCAAGAGACGACCCUUCAAAUUCAAUAUCACUACCGCGGUUGGGCACUAAUGCUUAUUAGUCUGACAAAACCGUGUAGCUAGAUCAUUCUAACGGUGGGAUCUGCUCAGUGACUGGACCUGCAAUUCACAGCCAAAUAUGCCAGCUUCACGGUAGGUCGUUUCCUUUCCAAGAUUCCGUCAAUCUCCUUGUUUCGUAGCUCGACUGGAACCUCCUCCCCCAUCCUCUCUAGAUUAUCUCGGACCUUCCGCUUCUGAACCAAGACAUCGUAGUCCUUGUGAACAGUCUUCCUCGCAGCUAACAGGUACGACAGAGACGGGCGCUCGCUCAACGGCAUCUUGCAGAGAUCCUUGACAAUAAAAUUUUCAUCAAGAUACUCGAACUCCAAGCAGAAACUCCGAGUGCUUUCUACAACGUCGCUUGGCCGAUCGGAAUAAUAGAAUAUGAUUUCCUCUAGAUUGGGAAGCUCAAACAACGAGUGCAUGUUUAAACAUCCGUCUGAGCGUAGUUCCCUGAUGGGACUGAGCAGUUCGCGAACAUUCAAAGCGAUGUUCUGAAUUCUCGCCUGCUCGAAUAAUCCAGGGAUCGGAUUAGUUUGGAGUUUGCUCAUGCCUAUCGGAGAGAUGGUGUCACGGUACCAAUUGACAUAGAUUCUCCCAAAGGAUUCAGAGGAUACACUUGGAGGGAGGGUACUCGUACCCAAUACUAGGGUGUAGCUCUCUAGUGUGAGACGGCGAGAUUCGCGGUUGACAUGGAGGGUAUUGGGAAUUGGACUCAUUCCGGUGGUGUGCCAUGAUGUGGAGGCGUAGGUGUUCAGUUGUUCGCCGAACAAGGCGGGGCGGUACUUGACUCCGACAACGAUGUUGCGUGGCUCAGGUGCAGCCAGUCUCCAUAUCUUGAACCUCAUUUCUGUAGGCAACUUCGAAAAGCAUGUGAACGUUCGUUGGUGAUCUACUGAAGCAACAGGGGCGGCCCUGCUCUGGGGCCGAUGAUUUUGGCUGACAUGCUUAAGGCUGGCCUUUGCGAGAGUCGACAUCGUCGCCAGUGUCAACAAUUCCAAUUCCAAUUCCAAUUCCAAUUCUAAUUCCUUUGUCGGUGGAGUCGGGUGCGAUGAUCGAGGUGGGUGCUUUCGUUUACGAAACCGUUCUCUUUUCCGAUGGAGACAGGAGUCAAGGUAUGGUUUUAUGUGUCGUGUCGUGUCGUGUAGUGUAGCGUGGGGCCUGUGGGUGGUCGUUGAUCCAAC